CAACCUCCUCCCAGCCAUCAUCACUGCCACACUCAACGGCCAGAGGAGAGAGAGUGAGAAAAAGAACAGAGGAGAGAGAGAGAAAAAGAGACGACUCUGUCUCUAUCUAUCUCUAUUUUUCUUUGUUUCUCUCCUUUUCUGGUUUAUAAUCUGUCCGUGAGUGUCCAGUCAAGAGACAGCAGUCACCCCCAAAUUAUGCUCGCAAAAUCGGGAAAUUUAAGCUCCCCCUUCAUGUUCAUGUGAUCAAUCUCUACCAGUUAGAGCUAUAUCCAAAUCUCUACCCUUCAGGAAAAAAGAAAAACAGAAGGAACUAAAAAGGAUAAAUGGCGACGAGAGGUAGCAGAUCAGAGAAAGUGAAGAGAAUUUUCCAGCAAUUCGAUGCCAACCGUGACGGGGGGCUUAACAGAGGGGAAAUGGAGGCUCUCGUCGUGGCCGUCAACCCGAGGGUUAAAUUCAGCGACGAGCAAAUCAGCGCCAUUCUCGACGAGGUUUUCCGGACAUACGACGAGUUCAUCGACGGCGACAAGGGUUUGACCUACGAGGGGCUUUUGCGAACAUACGACGAUGGUGCCGGCGACGUCGACCGUGACUUCGACUCCCUCGAGCUCGAGCUCAAUUUGGAAGAUAAUAUAAUGGGUAUUUCCGAAGCGUCGUCGUCUUCAAUAGCGGAGGAGCGCGCAAUCGAGUCCCAGAAGAAACAGAGGACAGCGGCUUGGGCUGUCUCGCCCAACCACGGCAUCGUCUUCGAUGACACAUGGAAAAUAGUCGAUGAUUUGGAGAUUGUUAUCAAGAGGUUGAAGGCGAAGCAAGCGAAAGAUGGUAAAUCGAAGGGCGAUAAUUCCGACGCGUACUCGGACGCAGGGUGGUCGAGGGAACUGGGACCGUCGACGGAGAUUUCGGACAAAAGGGUAAUCUGGGACGAGUCUGUGCCUGACUACGCGGUGUUCGUAAAGGAAUUGGGGGUUCUGAGAAGCCGAGCCGACGGGGCGAGGUCGAGAGAGGAGGCCUUUGAUGGGCAUAUGGCGAUUGGUCGAGUUAUGUAUGAGCAUCAGUUGUUUAAGGAGGCUUUGGUGAGUUUCAAGAGGGCCUGUGAAUUGCAACCCGUGGAUGUGAGGCCGCAUUUCAGAACUGGGAACUGCUAUUACGUACUUGGCAAAUAUAAAGAGGCCAAGGAGGAGUUCUUGUUGGCCAUGGAGGCGGCCGAGGCGGGGGGGAAUCAGUGGGGUUAUUUGCUACCACAGAUUUAUGUUAAUCUCGGGAUUGCUCUGGAAGGUGAAGGUAUGGUUCUAAGUGCUUGUGAGUAUUAUCGGGAAGCUGCAAUUCUUUGUCCUACGCAUUUCAGAGCUUUGAAACUUUUGGGUAGCGCUUUGUUUGGAGUCGGGGAAUAUAGGGCGGCCGUAAAGGCCUUAGAAGAGGCUAUAUUUAUGAAACCGGAUUAUGCUGAUGCCCAUUGCGAUUUGGGGUCGGCUUUGCAUGCUAUUUAUGAGGAUGAGAGGGCAAUCGAGGUGUUUCAGAAGGCUAUUGAUUUGAAACCCGGUCAUGUGGAUGCUUUGUACAAUUUGGGUGGGCUUUAUAUGGACUUGGGCAGGUUUCCGAGAGCUUCGGAGAUGUAUACUAGGGUUUUAGCUGUGUGGCCAAAUCAUUGGCGGGCACAGCUCAACAAGGCCGUGUCCUUGUUGGGGGCUGGGGAAACUGAAGAUGCUAAGAAAGCUUUGAAGGAAGCUUUGAAAAUGACAAAGAGGGUUGAAUUGCAUGAUGCGAUAUCCCAUUUGAAGCAGAUGCAGAAAAUAAAGGUGAAGUCUAAAGAGGGUACCAAUGUGGAGGGGACAUUUAUAACUGUGGAACCCGUAAAAUUUAAGACCGCGGGGGAGAAGACUACGUUGAGAUCGGACUUGGCCAAUGCUCUUCAAAUUAGGGCUUUCCAGAGGAUUACCAGGUUGGGUCGCUGUGAUGUAGAACUUCUGAAAAAGGAAAUGAUUGAUGGUGAUGUGCCGGUGUCCUAUUCUGGUAGUGGCGUUCCUGAGAAUUCCAUACGCAAGCCUAACUUGGAAGUAAUUCUUCGUCGUUUGCUCAGUUUCCUAAAGCCUGAGACCUUCCAAGGAGCUGUUAAAGCCAUAAACGAGAGAAUACUCUCUGUUCUGGAUGAAGGAGGCUUAGGCAGGGUGGAUUUGGGUGUGUUUUUUGCUGUCCUUGCCCCCAUUUGCAGUGGCCCUCCAGAGAAACGUAAGCGUGUGGCUUUUGACGCCCUUUUGUGGCGUCCCGUGAAUGAAGGCAUUUCGCUGAUUAAAAAGGUUGAUGCUGUCAGAUACAUCAAAUUCUUGAGGGCUAUUUAUGUUCCUUCUCAUGGGAUUAGUGAGAUGCUGGAAGUCCAUGGAGAAACAGAUGCUUCAAUGGUGCCUUACUCUGAGUUUCUUGUUAUGUUUGAUGAUUCUGAUUGGGGGUUUGGUAUCAUGUCCACUCUUUUGAAGCUUGAAACUGGGGAUAGGAACCGGCAUGGUCACCAUGUUUGCUCAGUUUGCCGCUAUCCAAUUAUUGGGUCCCGAUUCAAGGAAAUGAGAUCUCAUUUUAGUCUGUGCAAUCAAUGUUACAGCGAGGGAAAGGUGCCUUCUACCUACAAGCAGGAAGAGUACAGAUUCAAAGAGUAUGGAAGUGAGGCCGAAGCGAUGAAAGAUAAGUGCAUGUGCUUUAAUAUGCCAUCUCAUAAUGAUCCUUAGCCAGAAGACUUGGUCAUUUUCCUGUAUUGAUCCAUCAUGUUGUUCAGGUUGCCAUGUGUGAGGUGUAUAGUUCGUCAAUGUUUUCAGCAAGCAUCUUGCCUUUGCAUAAUAAAAUGUUUCAAGCGGUUGCUCUCA
Juglans regia (Persian walnut) is the source of this 2849-nucleotide messenger RNA. RefSeq lists its product as uncharacterized. NCBI's taxonomy places the organism in Eukaryota, Viridiplantae, Streptophyta, Magnoliopsida, Fagales, Juglandaceae. The coding region runs from base 324 to 2714 and encodes 796 amino acids. The transcript has a single exon. The record is from RefSeq and is a predicted model, not a curated record. Gene Ontology annotation, cellular component: plasma membrane. Gene Ontology annotation, molecular function: protein binding; calcium ion binding.